Messenger RNA from Xylaria bambusicola, 2406 nucleotides. Its product is annotated as P-loop containing nucleoside triphosphate hydrolase protein. NCBI's taxonomy places the organism in Eukaryota, Fungi, Ascomycota, Sordariomycetes, Xylariales, Xylariaceae. The transcript has 6 exons. The coding region runs from base 1 to 2244 and encodes 747 amino acids. Gene Ontology annotation, molecular function: ATP binding; ATP hydrolysis activity. The record is from RefSeq and is a predicted model, not a curated record.
AUGGAAUGCCUUCUAUCAUUUAUUAGUAAUGAUUUAAGGGCCAGGAAAGAGAAUCUCAGUAGCAAACCACGCGAAGCUGUCCCUUUUGCUGACAUCGCGACACUUUUCAGCCCAGGAGAUACAGUCAUUUCUAAAGACUACAAGCAGGCCUAUCUAGUUGUCAAUGUCAACUGUGCUCGCCAUCGGGUCAAAGAUCAGAAGAAGAGUAGAAUAAAAGUUCCGAAGGACAUAGGCAAAGUUCAAUUCGAAAAUAAUCCCGUACGCCUUGACUGUGCUUACAUCGAUUUCGACGGGAGACGACUGGGUCCCACGCCCUGCGUUUUUCAAUUUUCGAGAUACGAAGGGUUAUCGAAGGUAACAUCUUUACCAGUCUUUCCAUUUAAAUACGCCAGGCAAGAUAAACUCCGUGAAAGACUUAUCGAGAGGGGGAAAGCAUUCCUCAAAGUUGCUGGAAUACGGCAUAUGCAUUAUAAAGGGUUGACCUUGAAAACGCGUGACGAGGUUGAUAGUCAGGUUGUGAUUGAUUUUGCCGAGGCUAUCAACCGUAAUCCCGACUGGAAACCCAGCGUUCAGUCGCUAGUUAAGGAAACAAUAUCAAAGAGGUCCAAGGCGAAUGACCCAUCACAGGAGUGGAAGUGGAAUGACGACUCUUCAUCAUCAUCAUCAUCACCACCACCAUCACCAAUAAUGCAACCAAGAUAUACUGUGGACGUUAGGGCCAAUAUUCAAUCUACGAAGCCGAAAUGGUGUGUCGAUGAAUGCUGCGAAACUGAGUCUACGCACUUCGACGAACAUAUUGAGGGUUGGAUAAAAGAGGAUUAUUUUGCUUCACAAAUAAAUGUGUCAUCGUCCACGCCACCUCCGAUAUUCAUCAUACCUCGAGAUCUUCGCGAAAUUGAAGAGCACAAUAAUUUAACGGACGACGAGUACUUGAUUAUGUCUUUUCGGGUUUUUGGAUUCGUACUUCGAAGUCGGAAAUGGCACGAGCUUGACAUGACAAACGUCUUCGAAGUUGAGUCGCUUGGAGUUGGUGAAGGGUUCGACGAGCUCGUGCUCCCUUCUGGGCACGGCGAUGUGGUAAAAUCAAUGAUAAGGCAGCACUUGCGCGAAAGGAAACUGUCAGGGAUGAACAGAGAUAGGACGGACGUCGUUCGAGGGAAAGGAAGAGGAUUGAUAUUGUUGUUGCACGGAGUACCCGGCGUAGGCAAAACAUCAACUGCAGAGUGUGUGGCGGACCUAUUCCGAAGGCCAUUAUUCCAGAUCACUAGCGGGGAUCUAGGCACAACGGCCAAAGAGGUUGAAGACUCGCUAGAGGAGAACUUCUCCCUAGCAAGUCGAUGGAACUCAAUUCUACUCAUUGAUGAGGCUGAUGUCUUUCUAGCCGAAAGAACGAAAGAGGAUUUCGUAAGAAACAGUCUCGUAGCAGUGUUUCUUCGUAUGAUGGAAUAUUACGCUGGAGUUUUGUUCCUAACAACCAAUCGAGUUGGUGUCUUCGACGAGGCCUUUACAUCACGUAUUCACAUCAGUCUCUAUUAUCCUCCACUAGACGAGAAAUCAACACUACAGAUUUUCGAGAAAAACUGGGACAGGAUCAAUGCACAAUAUAAGAAAGCAGGGAGAACAAUUAAUAUCAAUAUCUCAGAGAUCACCCACUUUGCGAUAGAGUACUACAAUAACAACAAGGAAGGGCGCUGGAACGGUCGGCAAAUCCGCAACGCAUUUCAAUCCGCUCUCGCACUAGCGGAACUAGAUGCCUGGGGAACAGAUGACUCUUUGGACGACAUCAAUAAUAAUUGCCCUGUUGUGUUGGGCAGAAAGAGCUUCGACACUGUCGCCGAAUCUUAUAAGGGUUUCACCAGCUACCUGAAGCAGGUCUAUGGCGCCGACUUUGCCCGCCGAGCCCGCGAGAACUUGUGGCGCUUCGACGCUUUUGGCGCCCCCAGGAUGCCAAAUAAUCUUAACACGCGACUCAAGAUCUCCGAGCCGACGGUACCACCCACAGUACCACCCACAGUGCCACCCAUACCUGGGCAGUGGCCUGGACAAACUUAUGCCGGAUACGACCCUAGACUUGCACAGGCAUAUUUUACAGCCCCGCCGCCGCCACAGCACUAUCCAGAGCACUACGUGCAUCACGGUCAGGCUCCGAGAUACUCCGCAGUCCCAACCCCGAGCCAGCCCCAAGGCCGUGACCCUAGAGAAAGCUGGGACUCCCGGCCAGGGGCAGAAGGGCACCCUCGGUAAGGAGCAAGCAAUUGAAUAGGUAGCGUAAAACAGCGGCUUGCUGUUUUCAAGCGAUUGAUAUUCCUUCGAUGCAGAAUAGACACACUCCGAUUACCUUAACUACUAAGAUCGUGAUGUAAGCGUAUUGUGUUUCUCGCAGAACAACCUAAUAAGACCUCAUAA